CUGUAGGCGGACCAGCUCGGAGCUGGGCAGCGGCAGGCAGCAUCGUCAAGCCCACAUCAGAUGCAGACAACAACAGUGUCAGAUCGGGAGGGAGUCGCAAUUGUGUUCUCCGCUUGCGAUGGAUGUCGUGUAAAAGGUGGAAAUAGCAAGGCGCCGCAGUAUACCUCCAGGUUUCAGCCCCAUGAAGGAGCUCCGUCCCGGCUGAGUUUGGGAGAUGGGAGUACUCAACAUUGCAGACCAGCCUCCUCUGGUCCAGGCCAUCUUCAACCGUAAUGCUGAAGAAGUCCAAAUAUUAUUGCACAAAAAGGAGGAUGUCAAUGCACUGGACCAAGAGCGCCGCACGCCACUUCAUGCUGCUGCAUGCAUGGGGGAUGUUCAUAUCAUGGACCUCCUCAUUGAAUCAGGUGCCAAUGUGAACGCUAAAGAUCAUGUAUGGCUUACCCCCUUGCAUAGAGCGGCCGCUUCAAGGAAUGAGAGGGCUGUGGGCCUGCUGCUGAGGCGUGGCGCCGAGGCCAAUGCCCGAGACAAGUUCUGGCAGACAGCGCUGCACGUGGCGGCUGCCAACCGGGCCACUCGCUGCGCCGAGGCCUUGUUGAGCCAGCUGAGCAACCUGAACAUGGCCGAUCGCACCGGCCGAACUGCACUGCACCAUGCCGCUCAGAGUGGUUUCCAGGAGAUGGUGAAGCUGCUGCUGAACAAGGGAGCCAACCUGAGUGCCAUCGAUAAGAAGGAGCGACAGGCUGUUCACUCUGCUGCUUACUUGGGUCAUGUGGAGGUUGUGAAGCUGCUGUUGUCACGUGGCGCAGACAAGAGCAGCAAGGACAAGCAAGGAUACACGCCUCUCCAUGCCGCUGCCGCUAGUGGCCACAUCGAAAUUGUAAAAUACCUGCUCAGGAUGGGGGCAGAGAUCGACGAGCCCAAUGGGUUUGGGAACACGGCGCUCCACAUGGCGUGCUACAUGGGGCAGGAGGCUGUGGCCACUGAGCUGGUAAACCACGGGGCGAACGUGAAUCAGCCCAACAGGUGCGGCUACACGCCUCUGCACCUGGCCGCUGUCUCAACCAACGGCGCCCUCUGUCUGGAGUUGCUGGUCAACAACGGGGCAGAUGUCAACCAGCAAAGCAAAGAAGGGAAGAGCCCCCUGCACAUGGCAGCCAUUCAUGGACGCUUCACACGUUCUCAGAUCCUAAUCCAGAAUGGUGGUGAAAUCGAUUGUGUGGAUAGGUAUGGCAAUACUCCUCUCCAUGUCGCUGCUAAGUUCGGCCAUGAACUGCUGAUCAGCACUCUAAUGACCAAUGGAGCGGACACGGCCAGACGUGGGAUCCAUGGAAUGUUCCCCUUGCACUUAGCUGUGCUUUACGGGUUUUCAGACUGUUGUCGGAAGUUACUCUCCUCAGGUCAGUUGUACAGCAUCGUUUCCUCCAUGAGUAAGGAGCAUGUGCUGUCAGCAGGGUUUGACAUUAACACCCCUGACAACUUUGGGAGGACCUGUCUACACGCUGCUGCCUCUGGAGGAAAUGUUGAAUGUCUGAACUUGCUCUUAAGUAGUGGCACAGACUUGAACAGGAGGGACCUGAUGGGAAGAACACCAUUACACUAUGCGGCUGCUAAUGGGAGGUACCAGUGCACUGUGACCUUGGUUAGCGCUGGUGCUGAGAUCAACGAGCCCGAUCAAACAGGCUGCACCCCUCUGCACUACUCUGCAGCCUCACAAGCUUUCAGCAGAGUUGAUGGCCAUUUUUAUGGGAAUCAUCAGCAUGAUGAAGAAGAGGUGAAGGAGUCAUACUUCUGCUUGGAGCAUCUUCUGGACAAUGGCGCCGAUCCCUCAAUGGUCAACGCUAAGGGUUACAGCGCUGUUCACUAUGCAGCUUAUCAUGGCAACACACAGAACCUGGAGCUGCUCCUGGAGAUGUCAUUUAAUGCACUUGGAGACAUUGAGAGCAGUAUUCCAGUCAGUCCCCUGCAUCUCGCUGCUGACAGGGGACACUGGCAGGCACUGCGUUUACUGACUGAGACAGCUGCUUAUGUGGAUAUGCAAGACGCUGCUGGCCGUUCUGUGCUCUACCUGGCAGCCCAGAAAGGCUAUGCCCGCUGUGUGGAGGUCCUGUUGGCCCAGGGAGCCUCGUGUCUCCUGAAUGACAGCCGCCUCAUUUGGACCCCAAUUCAUGUUGCAGCUGCUCACGGUCACGCUGACUGCCUGCACAAGAUGAUUGAAUGUGGGGAAGAUGGCGACCUUGCCAAUGUCGCUGACAAGUUUGGCCAGACACCUCUGAUGCUCGCCGUUCUUGGGGGCCACACUGACUGCGUCCGAUUCCUGUUGGCGAACGACGCUGUGCCAGAUGCCAAGGAUAAGAGAGGCAGCACGGCCUUGCACAGAGGGGCCUUGCUGGGCCACGAUGAGUGUGUGGCGGCCCUGCUGGAGCACAAAGCUUCUGUGCUGUGUCGGGACUCCCUGGGGCGGACACCGCUGCACUACGCAGCCUCCAGAGGCCAUGCCGAGAUCUUGGCCAGUCUGGUGCAGGCCGCAAUGGAGCCGCAAGACAAACUGCUGGACAACAAACAAUACACCCCUCUGCACUGGGCCGCUUAUAAAGGGCAUGAAGACUGUUUGGAGGUAUUACUUGAAUUCAAAUCAUUUAUUCAUGAAGAGGGAAACACUUUCACUCCCCUACACUGUGCUCUGAUGAAUGGCCAUAGUGGUGCUGCAGAACGGCUUCUUGAAUGUGCCGGGGUCCACAUGAUAAACACCAGAGAUGCCAAAGGAAGGACCCCGCUGCAUGCUGCUGCUUUUGCCGAGGACGUCGCAGGACUCCAGCUGGUGCUUCGUCACGGGAGUGAGAUCAACGCGGUGGACAACAAUGGACGUUCUGCUCUAAUGGUAGCUGCCGAUAAGGGGCACAGUGGCAUUGUGGCCAUCCUUCUUCACCGGGCAAAAGCCGACCUCACAUUGCUGGAUGAGAAUAGGAACACUGCCUUGCACCUGGCCUGCAACAAGGCUCAUGAGAUGUGUGCUCUGCUGAUUCUGGGAGAGAUCCACAGUCCCACUCUUGUAAACGCUACCAACAGUGCUCUGCAAAUGCCCCUCCAUCUUGCCGCUCGUAACGGCUUGGCCACAGUGGUGCAGGCGCUGCUGAGCAGAGGAGCCACUGUUCUGGCUGUGGAUGAGGAAGGCCACACCCCAGCUCUGGCCUGCGCCCCAAACAAAGAUGUGGCUGACUGUCUGGCUCUGAUCCUCUCCACCAUGAAGCCUUUCCCCCAGCUUGACCCUUCCUCCUGCUCUUGCUCCUCCCCUGGCGUUUCCCCAUCGCCAGGCCUCAACUUGCUCAAGCACUGCGGCAUAACGGCCGCCUGCGCCCCCCUGCCCAGCAACGGCCUCCACAACGGCUACGUCAAAGACCGCCACGGCGCACCGGUCGGCCUGGACGGCUGCCUGUCCGAGUGAGGGGUGUCGCCACCAGGCUCGGUCAUGCUGCUGUCACCGUCAUCUACCACCGGGGGUGUCUCCCUUUAAUGUGGCCAAGAGGACCAGGAGAGCACCCGCCUACAUAUCUCUUUUGUGUCGAGAGAACUACUGUAGGAUGUAGUGAAGUGACCAAGGCCUUGUUGAUUUCCAAGAUGAAGGCUUUACAAGUAAUAUCUGCCAACAACACCUCAUCAGAGCGUCAUAUAUCUGAGCACAUAAAUGAACAAGCCAUUUCAAUUUCGUUCCCAUCUCUUAAACAGUGUUUGUGCAAAGUUUUCAGAGUCAGCGUGGUCUACGCGAUAGUUCUGUGUGACGUUUAGGCCUUUUCUUUUUCACGUGUGCGCCUGCGUGUUCCUCAGUGUUGAAGGAUUAUUUCGUGACCUCGUCUUAAUAGUUUCUAUCUCUUGGUGGUCAUCACUUUGAAGCGUAUUGUCUGUUUAUUUUACUGCCUCCAUCAUCAUCAUUAUUUUUUUUUUUAUUAUUUUGUUUUUAUUUGGCAAUUUAUGAGCAAUAUUUUUUCUUUUGGCCUUUUUUUGUUCGUUAUAUUGAAUAGACAAUCACUGUCACAAGGGCUUUUGUUUCCCUGGAGUGGGUUUGGUUUUCCUUUUGGUCUUAACUCGGUGACAGAUGACCUGAAGACUAAACAAAUGGCUCUGCGUGUUUUGGGCAUUUUAAACCGUCUGUGUCAACACAAAUGCACUGGAUUGCCUUUGACGGCGUCUCAUCAAAUGCCUUUUUCGACCCAUGCCUUCCAUCAUUUCAGUUGGACCGUAACACGGCAAAAGUAUUAUGAGCCUUUGCAUCUCUGAGACUCACCUUCCUCCCAUUUGAUAGCACGAACCACAGUCAGUAGAUGACAAUAUUUAAAAAAAAAAAGGGGGGUUGUUCCAGAAAAGGAAGAGGUAUAAUUUAUCAACCAUUAUGGGUUGGUGAGUAGGAAUUGCAUUUGACUUAAUUUCCUUCAACGACUCUGGGGGGGAAAUGAAGGUCAAACUACCAAUUUAUAAAUAUUUUUAGGGUGAUGGGAGAAUAUCUAGGAAUGUUUUGAACUCCCAUGCCCAUGAGUAGCAUAACUCGCCAUAGUUGUCACGUUCUUCUUCGGAGAGCAGGCAGCACUAGCUGAGACUGAAUGAACACCGCCUCUUAGUUGCCCCCAAAUAGUGCACAUCGUUUAGCCUCCUUUUGUUUCAAGAGUCGUUUAAUCAACAAACAAUUCUACCCAACGAUUAUGCCCAUCCCCAGUGCAGGCUUCAGGACUAGCACAGGUCCAAAUAUGUGCUUAUUGAUGUCGUUUUUGUCUCUUCCUUAAAUUUCUGGUACUAAACAUACUAAAUGCAUACUAAAGAUGAUUGUAUCGCCUGUUGUGUUGUUACGUGGUUCAUCUGCUGGCCGUGAUAACUUUACUCAGUAUCUACUGCUAGUGAAGUGGCACAAUUGCACACACAUGUUGACCAGAUGAGUGAUGAGGACCUAGACUCGUUGUUCGACUCCUUCACUUACUUACUACUUAUUAAAAUUGACACAGACUCCUGUCGAGAGGAGCCAUUACUAGUUUGCUGAGAUGAAUUUCACUUUUUACUAUUCUCUUGGGUUAUUAACAUAAGGUACAUAAUUCGUUUGCGAUCUCAGGAUCUGUGGUUGAAGCAGCAAGCAAAAUUAAUGAACCAAUCAUAAUUCAGCAGGAUAAUUAGUAUUUUUGUUUUUAUGUGGAUGCGAUGUUUCAUGAAAUUUGAUUCCCUUUGUAACCUUAAUCCUAUAGCACUUAAUUAGUCAAGCACGCACUUUCAUACAUUCAGGUUCUAAUUGUGCAAAAUGGAGCAGAUAUAAUGUAUGUACUUAUGUUUACAUGCAUGUGUGUUGCUGCUGAAUUACAGGAAUGGUCGGCUAAUCAUCGACUUUUGUGCAUUUCGUUGAUUAGCGAAUGGUGUCUCCGACCACACGGGGCGCUGUCCACUGGCCACUACCUUUUUGAUCUCAUUUGUGUGUGUGCACGUGCCCGUGUGUGUGCAAGUGUGAGUGAGAAAAAGAGAGGGUUAUAGAAUGAUUGCAACUUCCAGCCCAAUCUGCUGCUCCGAGACAUUUGGAGUCAAGUGCUGCGACUCGGCACACAUAACGAGUGGGCUUCUUAGAAACACCACACACACACACUGGCAAUUUGUGGGUGCUCAUCCAUUCAAGCAGGGAUGGGUUUUUUUUUUUUUUGUUUUUUUUUGUUUUUUUUUUCCCCUCUAAUGAUGUCCAAAUGUGACUAGAUUACAGACUAGAGCCUUUGCCACCCUGCAACUAUACCAUCUAUUAGUUUGCGAAAUAGGUUUCUUAUACUUGUGUUGAAUGUGAGUCUAUCUGUUACUGAUAACCGAGUGUUGUGCAUGUUGAUAUAGAGCAAAUAUGAGGAUGGUCUAAUUGUAGCAAUAGCGUGGGUGUGAGAUUGAGUGCUGACAAACUUUGCGAUCCGUUUAGGCCAAGUCAUCGAUGCCAAUGGUGGAUUUAAAAUACAAAUGCGGGCUUCGACGCAUUCCCAGCUAUUGCCAAAAUCUGCGUAAGGAGGAUGAGGAAAUCUCCUGCUACAGCACCAAUUUAAUUAUGCAUUCAUUCAGGCCGUUUACAGUCUGACCAUCCAAUCUGAGCCAUGACUGAAAUGAAUGUCCAGUUGGGGUCUGUCUUUCAACCCCCACCCCCUCACCUUUCCCAAGCAGAAUGAUUUGAAGUAGUGGAGAAUUCCCAGUAGCAUGUACUCUAAACCUCUUGUUAUGGUGUUUGUUGUCGUCUAGCUUGCUUUGAGGUUGUUUGUUGGCUAAUUAUUUCCAUCAAUUUUUGCUGAAGCCAACGGGGUUAUUUGGGUCAAUUUGACAUCAAUUUCAUUGAGAAUGCCUUAUUAACUGGGACAAAAGAAAAUUAGACAGGUCUACAACAGAAUAUGGUCGACAAAAAUGCACCUAAGCUACACCCAUUUAGUGCCAUAGAAACCUUUAUUUGCCUUUAGAUGUAAAUCACAUUGGUCAGUAACUUAUUCCCUAAUAGGCAGAAAUAUUAUUACAAUAACAAUCUUUGGACUUGCAUGUCUUUGUACUAUUUAGGACAAGCGUAUGACAGCUAUUUGCAUGGGAUAUUAUAUUUGGAUACUUAGACCACAGGUACUCUAUCAGUAGGGUUUUAUAAUUGGACAACGUGAUUUUGGUAUUGACAAUGAAAUCCCGUGUUUAGUGUGUUAGUGUGUGGUUGUGUUGGCGUGAGUGCAUGUGUCAGAACUUACUUGAUGUCAUAAAAAUUGAGGAGAAAAAAAAAGCAUGGCAUUUUCAAAAUUGAUUUACCGCUGCGUGUCUUGGUUCUUACUUGAAACAAUUCUGAUAUAUUUUUUAAAAAGGCAAAUUUCAAUUCAACUCUGAUCCACUGUUGAGCCUUUUGCCUUAAAAAGCUUAAAAAAAAAAAAAAAAAAGAAUGAAAAAGAUUUAGGUCCCUGGCAAUACCUGACACAUUGCAUAGCCUGUUUGAGGUUACAGACAGUACUGCUAAAAUGACAUGUUGGCCUUCGGGUAUCAAGAAGCACACAAAUCUGUCACAGUAGCACAUAGUUGAACGUUGCCAUGGUGCAGAGAUUGUCCCAACAGGAGAAUAAUGCCAUUUUUGCCACUGUGAAAGCGUGGAGUCAGAAUUCACUAGUAAACAAUCAACUUGGACUUCUAACGGAGCGGCAAUUGGGGGUUCAAAGUAGUGUGCCUCACAUUGUUCAGAGAAAUGAAAUAAAACAAUGUUUUUAUUCAUAAUGAAUAAAUUACUUGUUGAAAAAAAAUUGUGCAGCUAUGCGAAGGGUCCAUCUCCCUGAAUUGUGUAAUUUUGCUUAAAGCAGCCUAAAUUGGAAAAGUAUACUGACUGAAUAAUCACUAGCUUGCGUUGCUUACCUUCACCAAGUUGCUCCCCACUACACCUUCUCAGUUUUUGAUUGGACCUGCUGUUUUAGCGAGGAAGCUACUUCAUUUUACCUCUUGUCCAGUCAAACAAUUUUCUCUCCCCCUGCCCAAACCUUUAGUCAUUAGCCACCACACUAUAUUACUUUCCCCUCCCCAUUGGUAUGACCUGUGUACUAUCAAGCACAGCAGUGGCACGGUGCCUUUUAUUUGUUUUUACCGAAAGGUACGGUCUUCCAUUUAUAUUUCCCGGAAGCCUUAUACAAUGGGGGGAAAAAAAUGAAAUUUCGCUGAUUACACCGGACCGCAGCCUGAGGCUCAUCCAACCCCGACAGUUCAUCCUCUGCAGUUUGAUCCCUUUGGUUUUAGUUUUAUCCACUCUGUGUUUAAAAAAAAAAAAAAGAAAAAAAAGUGGUGUAACUUGAACAUUUGUGACAGAGCUUUUCAGACACAUCUAGCAGGUCUACAAAUGGAUUGGGAUCAAACUGUAUGAAAGCACAAAUCCAAAAAAAGGCACCACAAAUCUCUGUUCGCCCUCCUAAAACCUUGUUUCAAGGAGCCUCGCGGACGCAGGCUUUUACUACCUUGACCCUGGAGAUGUUGUAGCAAAACAAAUAUGAAAUGAAAUAUAAGAAGCAGGUCUUAAUUAAAAAAAAAAAAGAAAAGACCUGCCAACGUAAAUAAAUCGGGUCACCCUCACCUAUCAGUGUUUUUGUUACACUGAUGGUCGAUGACGGUGAUCAGUCCCGUGACCAUGUGAUGAAUCGGUGCGCCCCUCCCCCCCAAGCUUGACUGUCAUUAACACAAACUGUAGAAAGACCACUGUGUGGACUCUGAGUUCCUUCAGAGUGUUCUUGACUCUUCGGUAUCAGUUGGUGGUGUGCGGCUUCGCAAAAGGCAUCGCGAAGCAGGGUCACAUUGCUUUUGCUUUGUUUGGGUUUUUUUUUUUUUUAUUGCAAACUGAUUGUUGAUUUGUGUCAUUUAGGCUAGACUGAGUACACGUAGGGUUGCAGUAGUAGCCGGCGUGCUGUGUUGAUAACCGUGUGAAUUGUACUCUAGAAGUGACGUAAACGUGUCGUCUUAACUGAGGCAUGAAUCUUCUCAAGCUGACCUCGUUUGGAAAUAGACAAAAGAUAAAAGUGCAAUAACCUUUUAUUUGUCGUUGUUUCCUCCAAUGAUUAUUUAAUAUGCUUUUAAGUUGAACACCAAAAGUCACUCAGCUGUAGCAGAUAAAGGGUUUCCUCUUGUUUGUGUUCGGAGCGGUGACGUUUGACUGUGGAGUGUGUGUGUGUGUGUGUGUGUGUGCGUGUGUGCGUGUGUGCGUGCGCGUGUGCGCGCUAUUCCGUUCCUAAAACUGUGAUCCAACUUGGGCAAGCCGCCUGUUUGGAGGAAACACCGUGCACAAGUUGGGUGGUAGAUAGAUGUGUGUGUGCCUGUGCGUGUGUGCGCUUGAGUGACCUCGGGGAUGACACUAUUGUACUUGGAAUCUUUUAUUGCUCCACUUCUGGUUUCUAUCUGGUAGACGUUCCUUUGCAUGUGUAGAUGUAUAUGCAUCCUUCUCCUUGAAUGAAACAUUUCUCCAAAAACAACAACAACAAAAAAACUAAAGGAAAAAGUGUUUAGUCCUGCUGUCUGUGAUGUAUGCGGAUAAAAGGAGUAUUGAAAAUGCCUUAUUUUGUGUUAAUAUUGAGCAUUAAGGGUUCCUUCGUGUUUCUCCCUUUUCAACGUGUUUCCUAAAGCUUGUACAGUCCGACUCCUCUGAGAUUUCUAUCUACUGUAUAGCCUACUGUACGUGUUUCCACACUUUGUUACAUGGAGUUAAUUGUCGUCUUUCUUUUUGCGGAGAUACAUUCCCCUCGAAAGUGCCGUUUGUUUUCACCAGCAGAGGAGCAGUGUCUUUUGGGGGAAAUGAAGAAAGAACAGUUUGCUCGUAUUCGUUCAUUGUUGAAGCGACAAUGACAAGUCAGGCUGGGUUUACACUGCAGGCUCUAAUGUGACACAGUUCCGACAAUCCCACCCACCUCAUGUGACAUAUACGACACAUUAGGUUGAAUAUCCUCAGAUGACGGAUGGGCAUUUGACUCAAUUUCCUUAAAUGACUUUCAGAAAACUUUAACUGCCCAUUCCUUGAUAUUCAAACGUAAAUGCAUGUUCUAUAUGACCCAUCCUCAUUAGGGUUGCAAGCAAUGUUCCCUCUAAGCUGCGCAACUGCGCAUUUACGCACUUGUUGCACACUCUCAGCGCAGAUGAAAAGUGAUCCAGCGCAGUGAAUUCCAGUCUGACAUUUUUUUUUCUUUUUAUAUCACGGCAGCACACUGCCUCUCACACCAGGCCACACACUCUAUUUCCUGGUUUCCCUGACUCCGCCCCCUCCACUGUUAAAGGGGUAAUUACAAUUGGUGUGUAAUGGUAAAAUUCCACCUUGGCACAUUCUGAUCAAGGAUGAAAGCACAGAUGAUAUAGUUCCCAAAAAGCUCAUUCUAUAUUUUAAAUAUAGGAGGCAAUAUAACAUUAACCCUGAAACACAACUACCAAGUUCCCAAUGUCAAUUAAUCAAAAAAAAAAUAGCCAUCCCUGAUUCUUGUCCAAAUAAUAACUACAUUUAAAAAAAAAAGAUCGAUGUAUGGGAUGCUAAAAACUAAAGAGGAGAUCAUUUCUCAUACCAUCAUUGUGUCAAAUGGCUUCAAAAUAUGCCUUUUAAUGCAAUCGUGGGAGAUCAAAGUUAGUGAACGCUCACAAGUGCAUCACCUAUUAAAAUGGUGAAAAGUUGAAGUAAUGUGGAGGGUACCUUCAUUUCAAACCUGUGACUGGACUAGUCAGCCCUAACCAAAGGAAACUACAGUGUAUACUUUGCUUAGUUAGUUCUUCUGUCUUCUCAGUCCUGUCACUUUUUUGUUUUUUUCCCGAGUUUUUGGUUGUGUUCAAAUCCAUUUUUUCCCCCAGGUGUUCCGUAAAUGUAACCGCAGUAUUGGGUCUGGGUCGGAUAAAUCGGUUACAGGCAUAAAUCUAUAUUGGCUACUUAAAACAUCUGCAAUGUAAAUCCAGCCUGAUCGAAAAGAAAAGCAGCGAGGAUUUUUUGUUUUUUUGUUUUAAUUUUUGCCUAGCACCUUUUUACUGCGUGAUGUAAGUCACCUCAAUGUGCUUGAUGAUUCUAAAGCAGAGCCAUAUUGGAGAAGUUGUCCCAUAGGAACCCUCUUGAAUGUGUUACGAGGAAUAGCCUACUGUAGGAAGGGAUGUAUACUUGCAUGUCCCGUGACAUUUUAGCAGUGAUCGUCCGUCUUUGUUUCGUUUAUUAAUUUUGUUUAGUCACUGUAGAUCUUGCCACCUCAUUGAUGCUCACAAGCUAUUAACAAUCCUCACAACUGGACUUGAAGCAGGCGUUGAUCUGCUGCUGAGGCAGCCUUAAGUCUAAAAAAAGAAACAGGUAGAAAAUAGCUUGCCUGUUUUAACAUGGAGUGGCUUAACUUGGUACAUACAAGGGAGCCCUUAUCAGGAGUGGAAGAACUCUGAAUCAGGGCAUGUGAUGAGUUACAAUCAGCUAAUUUCACAAUGCACCUUCACGUAGAAGAAUCGUACACAAAAAAAAAAAAAAAGUUGGCACGUCCACCCAACAUUCCAAAGUUGACUCCAUAUUCCGCGGUCCUGUCCGUCUGAAUAGGCUUGUUAGUUUUUUUUUUGUUAUUUUCUUGCUUUACGGGUGAAUGAAGUGGGCUCAUGCGUGUGCUUGUGUGCCUGCGUUAAUGACAGGGUUCCCUAGUUAGCCUGAUUACCUCAUUUACAAAAUCUGCAAAUCUACUUGUUCUACUGUGCGCUAAAGGAGUCAAUGCCAUCACCAGCAGCAAGACCUGGAAUGACAACAGGACCAACUGUGUUGAAAUUUGCAAAUUAGAAACUGGGAUGAACUCUUCAAGGUUUGUUUGGGUUGUGUUUCUUUUAACGCUGAGUGAAUUGGCGCCGCAGCUCAUCACAUCAAGUCCAGCACUUCCAGAUUUUUCCAAAAAACGCUGGUCAGAAUGUUAUCAUGAACCACUCAAAUCUGCACUGUCACUAUUUAGUCGAUUCAUUCCGAUACUAGUGAAACGUGCGCACAACAAAACUUGGUGCAGCACUGAAAUGUUGGGGGCGGUGGGGGUGAGGGUGUGUGACGUUUGUGAGGAAAACAUUCCUUGGUGUUUUGCAAACUGAAAUAAGAAAUACAUUUUGACAUCCAUCUCAGGAGGAAGCACCUUAAAAGACAAAUGUGUUUUCGUGCUCCGUCUAUAGCAUCGAUUUGACUUGGAUGUCAUCGUUCUUUUCCCAAACCUGCCAUAUAACCGACUCGGUGAGAUGAGCUGCCGUAGUACGAGUCCGCUGGCCACCUGGCGGAUUUAAGCAAACAUUUGCGUUUCAACACUUGCUGUUCUCCGUAGCAUUUCUCCUACCUCCUUGUUUUUGCAGCUUUCAAGUACAGUUUGUCUCGCCACCUUUUUUUUUUCUUGACUAGAAGAGCUUGCCAGUAUUGGAAUUCAGACAGAUUUAUCCUAAGCAAUGCUAGUUAAAAAGAAUCGAGCGCUUGGUUGUGUUUAUACGUGUCGAUGUCUGGGGGCGGGGGUGGGGGGGGGGUUGAGAAGCAUUUAUACGAUUCAACACAACUGGAAUCUGAAGCCAGACAAUGUUACAGUGCAGAUAAUGAUGAUAGUCCCCUUUAACAUUUAUGUGGUGCACAGCUGAGUCAUCUUGGGAUGUUUUAAAAAAAAAAAAAACGUAACGACGUCUUGGCUUUUAUUUCCCCCUCUAAAUCAUAUUUUUGCCUCCAGCUCUAACUGUAUCUUCAUUCCGGAAGUGUUGAUUACUCUGGAGCGCGGCAAUAUCACAGGUUGUCAAAAGGACAAUUGAAGGAUGGAUUUGUGUUCCGGCACCAGAGGUGAGACUUUGAGGGUACCUCUGUGACGUUUGCCUUAUGAAUCCAUCCGUGCACUCCGUGUUCUAGUAGAAACCAUCCUCUUUGUUAGGCGUCUUGUAUCUGGACCCAGUUUGACGGCAAGGGGCGUACAGGACAAAGUUUGAGGUUAAAUCCCCUCCCCAAAAUCCGCCUAGCUUCCAACCUAAUCCAUCUGCUCCAUUUGUAGGACAGGACCGAUCCACUCCCCAGCCCCCACCCAUCAACCCCCCGCCCUCAUCCUGCCCGCUGCCUCACCUCAAACUUUAACCAGUUCAUAUUUCUUUUAUUCGACAAUGCAAUCCUGAAAGCACUUUGCCUUGUUAUUCCUUUAUGUGAACAUGUGAAUGAUGAUUUGUUACAAAAAGAAAAAAAUGUUGAAUAUGUAAAUGAUCAUUCACUGUUUUGGAAAAACGUGCAUUUGUCUUUCUGACAUUAAAAGAAAAAAAGAACAAUUUAGUGACAUUGAAACCUAUGAAUCUAUUUUAUAAAAUGUUUGCUGCAGCCAAUUGGUCUUGUCAUUCAGUAUUGUGGCUUAGGGUUGUUUGUGUUGAAUAAAGUGCUAUUGCUAAAUAUUUA
Messenger RNA from Syngnathoides biaculeatus (alligator pipefish), 12865 nucleotides. Its product is annotated as serine/threonine-protein phosphatase 6 regulatory ankyrin repeat subunit C-like. The coding region runs from base 215 to 3442 and encodes 1075 amino acids. The transcript has 29 exons. The record is from RefSeq and is a predicted model, not a curated record. Gene Ontology annotation, molecular function: protein binding. Lineage: Eukaryota; Metazoa; Chordata; Actinopteri; Syngnathiformes; Syngnathidae.